Molecule: messenger RNA, 1900 nt
Organism: Meloidogyne enterolobii
Lineage: Eukaryota; Metazoa; Nematoda; Chromadorea; Rhabditida; Meloidogynidae
Source: the annotation of a GenBank genome assembly
AAUAGAAAUGCGUCUUCGUAUUAAAUUAUCCCCAACUUUAUCUUCACACACAGAAGCUGUAAAUGGUGUUGAUUGGUUAAAUACAGAUGAGGGCAUAACUAUAUCAGAUGACCAUUUAAUUAAACUAUGGAUUAUGGACAAAAUGGAAUCAAUGGAUUUGUCUAUAGUUAAUGUUAAAGAAAAAAUUUUUCCAACUUCUCUUCAAUUAUCUAAUCAUUCUUUACGUGAAACAACCUCUAAACAAACAAACAAUCCUUUAAAACAGGGCUCCGAUUCGUACUUUUUUAAAAGUAUUUGGCAUUUUGUCGAUCGGAGCCCUGCUUUAAAAUCAUCAAACACAAAAAUAUCAACUUCAAAAAAUUUUUCUGAAAUAUUUUUGGUUACAACUUCUGAUGGAAAAAUUUAUUUAUUAAAUUUAAAUGGAAAAUUAGAAAAAAUAGUUGAUGCCCAUCAUGGAGCUACAAUUAUGGCCCGUUGGAAUAAUUCAGAGCCUGGGGGUGCUGGGGGGUUUGCAAGUUGUGGAGAAGAUGGUUGUGUAAAAAUUUGGUCUAAAAAUGGAAUGCUUCGUUCUGUUCUUGCACAAAUUGGAAAACCUAUAUAUUCCCUUGAUUGGAAUGGAGAUUGUAGUAAAUUGGUAUAUUGUGCUGGAGAUGAAUGUUUUAUUAAACAAUUGAAUGUACAGAGUUCACCCAUCAAAUGGAGAGCACAUACCGGACUUGUUACUUGUUUAAGUUGGAGUGCUGUUAAUGAUCAGAUUCUGACCGGCGGAGAGGAUUGUCGCUAUAGGCUAUGGAAUGGACAAGGCCGCCCUUUAUGGUCAUCUGCUGCUUAUGCUUUCCCAAUAUCCUCUGUAGCUUGGAGUCAUAAUGGAACAAUGUUUGCUGUUGGAUCCUUUAAUUUAUUGAGACUUUGUGAUAAAUCUGGGUUAAUUGGAGGUACUGCUAGUGGACAAUUAUUACAUGCACAUAUUGUUGAAAAACGUUUAAUUUGGGAACAACUUGAGGCUAUACAAAUAAAUAGAAGAACAAUAAACAUUCGUGAUUUAAGUUCAGAAGUUGUUCGAGAACGUUUAGAAACAAAAGACAGAAUUAUAAAAAUGGAAAUUGGAUUUAAUUAUUUGAUUGUUGCUACAUCUAAACAAUUAUAUAUUUUUAGGUAUUUUUAUUUAAAUUAUACAAAGGUAUUUUAUAAUUUUAGUGCUAAAAAUUGGAAUACUCCAAUUGUUAAUGAUCUUCGUGAAGGUUCUGGAUUAGUUUCCUUGAUUCGUUUAUGCGAAAAAUGUUUUUUACUUGUUGAUUCUUCAUCUGUACAAGUUUUAAAUUAUGAAGGCAAAUCAAUUUGUAAUAUAAAAAUUUCUUCUUUUGGAGAACCAUUUAAUGAACAAACAGCAUCUAUAGCUAAUGAUUUAGUUGUUUUGAGAGAUAAAACCCAACAUUCAUUAAUUCAUUUAUUUGACCCUCAAAAUGGAAGAGUUGCGGGUGAUGGGGAAAUUAAACAUUUAUCAAAUAUUGUUGAAUUAUGUGUUAAUCAAUGUGGAGGUAUUGUUGAUAGAAGGAUAAUAUUUUUGGAUAUAAAUGGAGAUUGCUUUAUUGCUUUAGUAAAUCGUUAUGGAGCACCUGAAAGAAUUCAGAAAAUUGGUGGUUUUAUUGGAAAUAUAAUAACAAUUAGAAGGGCAGAUGGAAGUUUAUUUAUUUAUUAUAUUCCUCCACUUAUUACAGCUUUAAUUAAUUCCACUCAACACCAUCAAUGGGAAAAAGCUUUGAGGAUUUGUAAUUCUGCUAAAGAGGAAUUUCUUUGGGCAACAUUAGCUGGAUUAGCACUAGGAGAAAAGUCAUUUACAAUUGCAGAAAUAUGUUAUGGACAAUUAAAAGAAGUUUGUAGUAAAAGAAAAAUUAAUUAA